UGGCACAAUGGGAGGGAGCUGUCUUCAGGUCUUCCUAAUCUCACUAUCUCAAACCUCAUCAAAGAGUCGGACUUCUUCUCACUGCUAGUGGUGAUCUUCAUGUCUUCAUCGAUAGACGCCACGUGAAAAAGGUAGCAUCUGGUCUGCCAGUAAACAACCAUCUGUGGGGAGCAGUGGAUGUGUAUGGCAACUGUACCAAGAUCAAAUCUGAGCUACUGAGUGUAUGGAGUUGAAGUACAGUUUGGUGUUUUGUAUAAGAAAACAGACCAUCAAUUAUGACAUUCUUUGCAUACUUAGUAAAUUUUGGAGUAGUUUAUGUUUCACCAGUUCACCCUUCAACACUGUGCCUUCAUCUUUGCUCCUACAUUUUAUGAUCAUUUCAGAUCCAACAGCAAUCUUGAGAGAAGCCAUGAAGGAUGGCUACAUUCCCCACAAAGACGACCUGUUCCUUAUUCACGGACCAGGAGGGGUGGGCAAGUCAAGUCUCAUUUCCAUGUUCCUCGGGAAACAGAGAGAUCUGGCUCGUGUCAGCACUGCAGUCGCGGAAGAGUCCCUCCACCUCUGUCCCGUCCGAGAUGUGUCAACCUCAACCUUAACUGAUCAGUGGGAGGUAGUGGACAUCGACCGUCAGGCGCGCAUGGUUGCCCACACCAGUCGACACCUUCUCACUAGUGAAGGUGUUCAGAGAAUAAAAAAAUACGAAUCAGCCGAAAAUGAGGGGCAAGUCGAAGCUUUCCUUGCUUCUCCACAAACACCACCAAAGAAAGGCGAGUUGGCAAAGAUGGCCUCCAAGCUCUUUGCUGGUCUGAGCAAAUUGGUGAAGAGAUCACACCAGGCUGAGCCCUUCCUGGCCACCACACUGGGAGAUGACCCCGACAAUAUUGAGGGUCUUUUUGCUCGUUUCGUCGAAGGUCUUCAGGACAUCAUCCGUGAUCCGCGUGAUUUGGCCGAUCUGCUUCUCUACUACUCCAUCCGCCUCCUUGACUCGGGAGGCCAGCCACAGUUCCACGAGGUCGUCUCCAUUGUCUUGCAAGCUGUCACGGGCAUCAUCUCAGUCUUCAAGCUCUCUGAGCCUCUUGCUGUUCACGGAGAGGUGGUGUUGUACAAGGAUGGGGUACAGGCCAACGAUCCUUACAAGUCGUACCUCACCAAUGAGCAAGUGAUCCGUCACGAUCUCCUUGCCAUCCAGUCGGAGGUUAGCCAGAAAGGGACGGAGGAAAUGCCCAAUCUCGCGUUUGUGGGCACAUUCCUUGAUCAGCAGGACGCCUGUCCUGAAGAAACUCCCGACCAGAAGGACGAGCGGCUGCACUCCAUGAUCACCGAGAUCCUCUCGAAGGACAUGCAACAAUGCGUCAUUAGCAGUGGGUCUCUGCGACACGUUACAUUCAGGGUCAAUACUAGAACACCGACAGAAAAGGAUUACAAAACAGCGGGACAGCUGAAGGAUGCACUCAUGAGCCAGUCGCGAGUCAAGCCCAGAAACCUGCCUCUCAAGUGGUGUGGGUUCGAAGUAGCUCUUCGC
This is a messenger RNA of Geodia barretti, 1522 nucleotides long. Lineage: Eukaryota; Metazoa; Porifera; Demospongiae; Tetractinellida; Geodiidae. The record is from the annotation of a GenBank genome assembly.